GAGUAAACAACAUCAGCUGACAAUGGCAGAAGUCGACGUCUUUCCCUUUUAAUUGUCGUUUAAUUGCAGCUGAAGAGAGUAAAACGAUUAAAAAUCAGAUAGAUAAACAUGGGUAACCAGCUUGCAGGCAUUGCUCCAUCGCAGAUAUUCCCUGUGGAAACUUACCUGUCUGAUUUGCCAGAUGUUACAUACGAAACUAGCUUAGGCAGCACUCGCUUUUUCAAAGUUGCAACAUGUCAGACCUGGGAAGGCUUGGUAGUUGUGAAAGUAUUUGUGAUUCACGACAAUUCAUUGCAACUGAACAAGUACAAGAAACUGGUCGAAGAAGUGUCAACCAAGUUAAUAACUGCAGCAAAUUGUCUUCAGUUUCAUUAUGUGAGGGUGACAGAGAAAGCAGCAUUCAUGAUUAGACAGUAUGUGAAGAGCAACCUGUAUGACAGAAUAUCAACACGUCCUUUCUUGACUCCAAUAGAGAAGAAAUGGUUAGCAUUCCAGCUCCUGUGUGCACUAAACCAAGUCCAUCAACAAGAAGUGUGCCACGGAGACAUUAAGCUAGAGAAUGUCAUGGUGUCCUCGUGGAAUUGGCUGUUACUUGCCGAUUUUGCCACAGUGAAGCCCACCUUGCUCCCCGAGGACGACCCAGCCAACUACACCUACUUCUUUGAUACUUCACGUAGAAGAAUUUGUUACAUUGCACCUGAGAGGUUUAUUAAGACUGUACAAAGAGAUGCACAGCAGUUACUUCUAAUGCCGGUAAAGGAUACAGGAACUCUCACGCCAGCCAUGGAUGUAUUUUCAGUUGGAUGUUGCCUGGCAGAGCUCUUCACCGAGGGCUGUGCACCCUUUGAUUUAACUCAGCUCCUGGCAUACCGUGUGGGAGACUAUUAUCCUACCAAAGUCCUGGAUAAGAUUGAUGAUCCUAGAGUUAGGUCACUGGUGGAGCACAUGAUCCAGAAAGAUCCGGAGAGCAGGCACACUGUCGCCGAGUACCUGGAGCAGGAGCGAGGGACGACGUUCCCACAGCACUUCUACACAUUCCUCUGGCCCUUCCUCAAGCAGUUUGCUGUCACUCCCAUAAUGCCGGAUGAUGACAGAAUCAAGCAAAUAAAGAAUAGUAUGAGUGAUAUCCUGAUAGCAUUAGGAGCUGAAGACGAGAAUGACAAGGAAGUGGACAAAGAAGACGACGCAGAGAAGAAAGACAAAGAGAAACCAGAGAGGAAAUGUGAAGCUCUCAUCAUCAUAGCAUCACUGAUCACCUCGUCAAUUAGGGCCCUUCAUUUUAUAUCUUCCAAGUUGGAUGCCCUGGAGUUGCUAGGGAAAGUGUCACAUUAUGUUCCCGAUGAAAUCAUUCUGGAUCGUAUUUUGCCUUAUACUUUCCAUCUUCUGCAUGAUAGUGAGCCAAGAGUGCGUGUUUUUGCCCUCCACACCGUCACGCAUUGCCUCACCCUCGUCUCAUCAAUCCCAAGAUCAGAUGUCAACAUAUUCCCCGAAUACAUCUUGCCAAACCUGGCUGAUAUUACGCAAGACGAGGCUGUAAUUGUGAGACAAGCCUAUGCAGAAAAUAUAGCUACUAUCGCUGAGACUGCAUUAAGGUUUCUUGAGUACAGCCAACUCCAAGGGAUGAUGACAUCCUACAGUUAUGAAACAGAAUUGGCAACUUUGCAAGAAGUUAUUCAACAUAAAGUAGCAACCAUGUUCUCCGAUCCGUCUAAUGUGGUGAAGCGGACAUUGAUGGAGAAAACAGUUACCAAAUUGUGUGUGUUUUUUGGAAAGCAAAAAGCAAAUGACGUUCUGCUGUCCCACAUGAUCACCUUCCUGAACGACAAGCAUGACCGCCACCUACGCAUGUCCUUCUUCACGAGCAUUGUGGGCGUUGCUGCGUACAUCGGAUGUCAUUGCGCUGACAUUCUCAAACCACUUCUCCUUCAGGGACUGAGCGAUGCAGAGGAGUCCGUGGUGGUAGCAGCCAUUGAGGCUAUGACAGCACUGACAGAACUAGGUCUCUUCCCGACUUAUCUGCAGUGCGACCUCUUGGCUCAUACGGCACCUUUGCUCAUCCACCCCAAUCUCUGGAUAAGACAGGCUGUGGUGGCAUUAGUUGGCGUGGUUGCCAGAUUGCUGCCUCUGGUCGAUGUACAGACAGUGGUGGUUGCAAGAGUCCAGCCUUUCCUGGUUCGGCCUCUUCUGCAAAUGCACAGAGAAGUAUGUAUCCUCUCCUGCCUGCGUCCACCAAUAUCCCGCGAGGUGUAUGAUGCCUUGGUUCGCAGCGCCGACGUGGGCCAGGUCCUCUCGCUCCUUCAGGAAGCUCAGCAGCAGAAGGUUCCUUUAGCCCAGCUUCCAACUAAUCUCUCGCAUCUUGAUCAUCCGACCAGGAAUCUGUUGCGUCGACUGGUUGGUGGAGGUUUGGUGGAGGAGAAUGUAGAGCAACUUCUCCUGAUGCGCAAUCACCUCACAAGACUACAGAGACAGAAGAAAGCAACAGAGGCAACAAGAAGUAGCUUGCAGCAGCAACAGGUCCCUGGAUUGAUAAACUUGGAGGAUUUGAAGAAGCAGCCUCCAACCCAUCACUGUAGUCUGUUACCUGAAGACGGCUCGGUAGAUAUCUCAACACUCAGUCUAUCCCAGAAGGGAAUGAUUCAGUCCCCAAGUAUGACUAUGAACGAAGAAUGGCAAGCAAUGUUCGGCAUGGCGGAGGAUCGGGUGUCACCCAACAGAACAGCUGAUAAUAGGUCAGUAUCGCCCACGGAACCUGACCCAAGUGCCCAUACCUCCUCUGCUCCAGCCACUAAACUGCCCCCAUCAGACGGAGGAGAAAAGGGUGUUAUCAAAUGCGUAUCCAGUUGCAAGUCAGAGCUAGAGAGCCUCAUUGCAACCAAACGUGAGGAGCACCUUGUGUGUGUUAAGAAGAAGCGUGCAUUGGACACCCUUGCUUGGGAUACACGUUUGCCUCCUCCCGGGUGGCGACCGAGGGGGCACUUGGUUGCACACUUGCAUGAGCAUCGGGGAGCAGUAAACAGACUUGUUCCUGUGGGAGACACUUCAAUAUAUGUCAGCUGCUCUAAUGACGGGACUGUCAAAGUUUGGGAUUGUAAUCGCAUUGAGAGGAAAUUCCCCAUUAAUAGGUCAAAGGCCACAUAUAACCGGCAGGGUGGAGUUAUUACCUCCAUUGCUCCUUGUAUUACUCACCAAAGUCUUGCCUCAGCUUCCAGUAAUGGAUCAAUACACGUUAUCAAGCUUGAUAAGAUGAGUCUUGUGAGUAGCAGACAGUUGAACACAGAAGAAGACGGAUAUGUGGUGGAUAUGAAUUACUUUGAUACAGGUUGUCAGUCUGUGUUGACUUAUGCCACAGUCUACGGGUCCAUUGUGGGCUGGGAUCUCCGAGCUCCUGGCACAGCUUGGAAGUUGGAGAAUGGGCCGAGGAAAGGUGUUAUUACAUCGUAUGCAUUGGAGGGAACUCAGAGUUGGCUAGCUGUUGGGACAAGCAGCGGACACCAUGUGUGCUGGGAUCUGCGCUUCAUGCUGCCAAUAUCGACCAUUACUCAUCCUAGAGGAGCUGGCGUGCGUCGAGUGAGCAUGCACCCUAAGGAAGGAUCGUGGGUGGUGUCUGCUGUGAAUGGCAACAAUGAGAUAUCUAUGUGGGAUAUGGAAACACAGUCAAGACACAUGACACUUUGGGCCAGUCCGAAGCCACCGUUGUCUAUGACACAGCUAUGCAACAACAGCGUAUGUGGCAUGUAUGUCAGCCAAGGGGACAGAGGACCGUAUGUACUGGCAGGAGGAACUGACGGCAGGCUUCGCUACUGGGACCUUUGUGAGCCUGAAUCCUCAUAUAUCGUGUGCUAUGCUGCUAAUGAUGCAUAUCAGCAGUGGCCAAUAUCUUACAGUUCACGGGUUGUCGACGGAACAGAAGUCAUCGUUGAGACCCCAAACAAGCCACGCACAGCUCCCUCCAGCAGCGACGACACCCCAAAGCGCGGCCCAGACCAGCCUCCACCCGGCCACAAGGACAUCAUCACAGAUGUCAUCGUCAUGAACGAGCCUCAGCGACUAGUCAUUUCCUCAGGGAGAGAUGGAACAAUAAAGAUGUGGAAAUAAUUGGCGGUUGUGUUAAAAGUUAUGAUUAGGUACACUUUUGUUCUUUUUUUGUUUUUUUGUUUUUUUCUAAGUCAUGUGUGUAUAGUGUAUAUAUAUAUCUUUUUCUCUCUUUUGUAAUUCCUGUCUCCAUAUGUUUCUGAUUUUUUUUCAGUUGUUGAAAGAUGUAUGAGUAAGAUAUAUCAGAAUUAAGAAAUAUGUACUCAUAAUGUUUAAAGUAUAAUUUUUUCAAAGAGAGUAUCAGAUCUUCCUUAAUAUCUGUAAAUAUAGGAUUAUAUGAAGUUUAUCAUUAAAACCAACAAAUGUAAUAUAUCACUUACAAGUUAUUUGUUUUACAAUAAUAAAGGAAAAUAGGCUGCAUAAAUGUGCCUAUUUAUUUUGAGGAGUAUUUUGAAUCAUUAUAACUUCAAAAUGGUGAUCUUUUAGAUUUUUAAGCUCAUGGAUUUAAAUGUGCAAAUUUUUCCUCUAAGAAUAUUUUCCUUAUUACUAUAAGAACUGUUUACAAACAUGCAAAUAUGGGCAUUUUUGUCAGGUUUGUUAUUAAAUCAUGUCAAAAGCAAGGUUACUGACAUUAUUCUUAGAUAAAGUAUUCCAUAUGUGAAGUGUGACUUUGUUCUUUGAUUAAUAGUGUUGUUGGUGAAGUUAUCGUAUAUACAUUAUAUAUUGUUAUGUUUUAGACAUUCAUUGUUAUCAUCCUCAUCCUUUUUAUUUUUAUUUAUUAUUAUUAUUAUUAUUAUUACAAAGAUGAUCUUGUAUAUUAGUAUUAUGGAUUUUUUUUGAGUGGCAUAUAAGAAUUACUUUGUGAUUAUGUUCACACUACAAGACAGAAAUGUGUGUGUGUGUGUAUAUUGUAAAAGUGAUAUUAUAAGCACAGAUGAGUUUGUUUGUUUUUUUAACUUGGAUGAUGUAAGACUUUUAGAUCUAGCUUGAAAGUUUUGAUAAGAUUAUUUACAGGGUUACUUCUUGUUUCCAAUUUAGGUGAAUUUGUUUAUACGAGUAUUCCCAUAUUACCUGAAGCUUUGAUAGCAUAGCCAUGGGUGUGGCUGUAGGAAUGUGCAUGCUUGAGAGAGAGAGAGAGAGAGACAGACACAGACACAGAGACAGACACAGAGUGACAGAGAGACAGACAGACAGAGAGUGAGAGUGUACAUGAAUGCCCGUGUGUAUGUGUGUGUGUGUGUGUGGAUGCAUACGUGCAUGUCUGUGUGUGUGCUCACACGCAUUCCUCUGAAUAAGGAUUUGUGUGUUUGUAUGUCUGCAUUUGCAUAUCACUCAAUCACUCAAAAACAAGAGUUAAGUCUUACAAAAAGAUUGUGCUUUCUGCCUAAACCACUGCAUUUUUUCCUUCCAUUGAUUUAGCUAAUGUAAGAAAUUAUAUGCUUCUGGAUCUGCAAGAAAAAAAAUUAUUUAGAAUGCACAGAUUGAAUGCAUAAUUAUUUUCUUGGUGAUAUUUUAUUUGAAUACAUAUUAUUCACCCAUUUUGUUAUGAUUCUGGAACAAAGUUGGUCAUCAGCUGUGAUAUUUUUGGAAUUUAAAUUUAAUAAAAGUG
Molecule: messenger RNA, 5641 nt
Organism: Penaeus indicus
Lineage: Eukaryota; Metazoa; Arthropoda; Malacostraca; Decapoda; Penaeidae
Gene: Vps15
Product: phosphoinositide 3-kinase regulatory subunit 4-like
Exons: 30
Coding region: 109-4095 (1328 amino acids)
Biological process (GO): macroautophagy; late endosome to vacuole transport; protein targeting to vacuole
Cellular component (GO): phosphatidylinositol 3-kinase complex, class III, type I; nucleus-vacuole junction; phosphatidylinositol 3-kinase complex, class III, type II
Molecular function (GO): protein binding; ATP binding; protein serine/threonine kinase activity
Source: RefSeq, a predicted model, not a curated record